Oryza sativa Japonica Group (Japanese rice) is the source of this 3115-nucleotide messenger RNA. RefSeq lists its product as uncharacterized. The record is from RefSeq and is a predicted model, not a curated record. Lineage: Eukaryota; Viridiplantae; Streptophyta; Magnoliopsida; Poales; Poaceae.
CCACGGUUGGCGCCCGUCACAGGUGAGGCCACCUGUGACGGCCACAUAGUUGGCGCCCGUCACAGGUUCAUGUUCCGUUGUGCGAGUCCUGAUCCGGUUCAUGUUCCGUGCACUGGAAGCGUGGUCCCGCACACAGUACCAGAAGGACGGCUUGUGAGGCGACGUUAACGGCGUUAACGGAUGUGAGAAGUUGCCGUUGCGCCUCGGCUUUUCCGUCAGAGUCAGGGCAUCCAAUGCUCUCGAUCCCUCUUUCUUCCUCCUCUCGCUGUUGCUUCCGCGGUCGUCGAUGCGACGCAGGCCUGGCGGAGAAUCCCUCUUUCUUCCCCUCCGCUGCAGGCUCCCGUCCUCCCCUUUCGACUGUGGCUUGCAGGCCCGUGCCCCCCCCCCCCCAAUCGAUUCUCGUCCGCGCGUCGUCUUGCGGCAGCGGUCGGUUCAAGGUGCUCAAAAUCGGGGGGAAGUGGAAGAGCUCCACGCCUGUCGAGCUGUCUGCGUCGUCCUCGAGGGGAGUAAAAGCUGGCCGGCGUGCUCGCUGUGAAGUAGCAAGCAGUCUGGCUGCCUGUGUGCUCGUCCUCUCUGCCUCUCGGGUCAGACAGUGCUGGCCUGAAGAGUCUCAUCAAGGCAUCCAAGCUGGCGGAUUUGAGGAGUCUCUAUUUCAGGCCGAGCGUGUGCGUGGUCCGAUGGAGACGACAGCGAAGAAGCGGAAGCGAGAGCGGGAUCUAUUGUCGAUCCAAGAGGAGGGGACGAUUGUUCAAUCCCCUCAAACAGGGGAGAUCUCUGUCCGCGGCGCCGAUCUGGAGUCCGGCGAGGACUCCUCCGACUCUGUCACCUCCGACGCUGGCAGCGCCAAGGCUGCUCCCGACGACGUGCUUCAUAUCGCGCAUGCCCUCUGCAAAGUUUGCGCCAAGUCUCCUAGAGCCGUCAUCGACUUUGUUCGAAGAGUGAGCCCUGCCACCGUCGGCCGUUCGAUUGAUUGGGACGUCGUCCGCGAGGAAGAGUCAUCUAAGGUAUUGGUUUGUAUUAAUUUGUUCAUUUCCGAUUCAAUUUUAUUUGACUUGCACGGAGUAGAUGGGCGAUGGCCGUAGCCGGUGGACCGAUAUGGAGGUUCGUGUGUUUCUUGAGAGCUGCUUGGAGGAGAUGGCAGCGUUCACCAUCACCUCCAACUCCCCCAAGCCGCAGGCAUGGCAGAACCUAAUACACAAGAUGUACACCAAGUGCAAGAAGAAGGUGAACAAGGCUCAAUUGGAGUACAUUUGGGGGCAGUGUAAGAAGCGGUACAACAGGUGGGUGUGGCUAGAAUCGCAUGCAAGCGGGCUGGGUCGUGAUCCCCAUACAUCAGCCAUUGUUGCCGAUGAUGAGUGGUGGGAAAGCAAGAAUGCGCAAAAUAAAGGUGUCUUAAGCUUCAGGAAUGAUCCUCUGAAGCACAUUGACCUUCACCACACGGUAUUCAGUGGGCACACAGUUGUCGGAAACCACUCCGCCGUCGCAGGGGCAGCCCCACAGGCACCGCAAGGAGCAGUUCAGUGGCAGACCAUCGACAUGGCGCAGCUCGCUGCUGCUUAUAGACCACCACCUCCAACUCCACCCCCAACGGCAGCAGACCGGGGCAAGGGAAAGAGGCCAGCAGCAAACACUACUGCCUCAGGGAGUUCUUCCAAGAAGUCACGAAGCGACUCCGCUGGACUGGCUUUGGAGAGGAUUGCGGACAUCCGAGAGCAGAGCUACCAGAGUCGUGUUGCUCAGAUGGAAGCAGAGAAGUCUAUGGGCCUUGAUGCGUGCAUGGAGUUGGUGGAAAAUGAUGGCCAUGAAAUUGGAGGAAGUGUGUGGUAUGCUGCUUGUGCGCUAUUCCGUGACCCAUUCAACUGCAAAUGCUUUGUUCGAAUCAAGGACGCCGCUAGGCGCUUGGAAUUUAUACGCACUGGUGGUACUGGACAGUCAUCUGGUGGCACCUGGUAGUUUGUGCACUGUACUUUACUUUGAGUUGUGAUGGGCGAUGUUUUUCAAAUAAACCAUUAUUUAUGUUUAGAACUCAGUGUGCUAACAAUUUUUACAUUCUGUGAGUCCGUAAACAUUUGCGGCUUUAUAUCCAAUUCGAGCAACUACGUAUUCCAUUGCAUUGCUUUUAUAUCCAAAUAAUUCUUCGAUUGCAUAGAUCACUGCCAUUAUUAAUUUCUAUCCUUUUGAUUAUGACAAACAUUGCCUAUUCUUCGGUUCUCAUAUGUUAAAGGAAAUCGGCGAUGAGUUACGGCGCGGGUGGAUCGAGUUGGAAUGGAGGCGGUCACACAAGCAGCGAAGAAGAAGAUGCCAUCAUUGAGUACAUGGCUGCUACCCUUGAUUUCAAUGAGAGGGCACCAAGGAGAAUACCGGUGCAAACCGGUAUCAGUUGGAUGAUGGACACGAUGGCAAAUCGAAGCCAAUGCAGGGCAAUGUUCAGGCUUACUGCAGAGGAGAUACACAAUUUGCAUGAUCUAUUGGUCACUUCUUUUGGUCUUGUAGGAACAGCAGGGGUCUGUUCCAUGGAAAAGCUUGGUAUUUUCUUGUACACGAUGGGUGGAAAUCGUCCAAUCAGAGACGCGAACAAUCGGUGGGUCCGCUCCAACUCGACAGUGUCGGUUCACUUCCACCAUGUUUUGCAGGCUAUGAAUGAUCUCGCUGGGAAAAUAUUGAAACCGGUUGAUCCCAACUUCUUAGAUUACAACCCUCAGAUUCUGCGUGUUGCGUGACUGUAUUGCUGAUGAUGCGUACAAUAACUACCAUUAGGUAGGUGAUGUUAUCCAUAAUGCUUGUCGUAUGUUCAGUACUUCAAUUUUCAGGAUUGUAUGGUUUACCAUUUAUUUAUGUCCGAAUCUUCACAUAUUAUGAAAAUUAUUAUUAAAGAAAUCACAUGUGUGUGCAUAUCAAAUAUUUCUUUCACAAUUGGUGCCGCGUAGCAAAUAUCUCUUUCACCCGCGUAGCAAACACCCAUUAAUUCGCAUGCUACAGUACCUCCACUGCCAGCCCCUGCCCGGCAUCGCACGGCACGGCGACGGAAAGUGUCGGCCAUAGACGGCGUCCAGGCUGCCGCUUUCAAUAUUUUCCAGUGUCCCUGACGCCCUGACACUGCUACAGUGGUCUACAG